This is a messenger RNA of Musa acuminata subsp. malaccensis (wild Malaysian banana), 1849 nucleotides long. RefSeq names its product heat stress transcription factor A-4b. The record is from RefSeq and is a predicted model, not a curated record. Gene Ontology annotation, molecular function: DNA-binding transcription factor activity; RNA polymerase II cis-regulatory region sequence-specific DNA binding. Gene Ontology annotation, biological process: cellular response to heat; regulation of transcription by RNA polymerase II. Lineage: Eukaryota; Viridiplantae; Streptophyta; Magnoliopsida; Zingiberales; Musaceae. Gene Ontology annotation, cellular component: nucleus.
UACCCAAUCCACAGAAGCAGAUCGAAAGGGAGGAGGAAGAAAAAGCAUUCUUUCUUCUGGUUCUUCUUCCUCUCCUCUCUUGCUUCCCUUCGAGCCUCCUCGCCGUAAAGGCCGGACCUUUCCGCAGGGUGUUCGCCGGUGUCGCCUGCUCGGUGAUCAGAAGCUGUUCAAGAUUGUUUCUUUUUGGGGUGCGACCCGUUGGAAGAGGGAGCAGCGGAUCGAUCGAGGUUCUUGCGUGGGACGGCGGUCUCGAGGUUGAUCCUUCCAUUAUUGGAUGCGAUUCGACCUAAUUCCUCGGUCGUUGGUGUUCGAUUUGUUGAUAGGGAUGGAGAGCCCACGGGGGAGUUCGAGUUCGAGUUCCCCUCCCCCGUUCCUCACCAAGACGUACGAGAUGGUGGACGACCCGGCCACGAACUCCAUUGUCUCGUGGAGCCCCACCAACCUGAGCUUCGUCGUGUGGAAUCAGCUGGAGUUCGCUAGGGAUUUGCUGCCCAAGUAUUUUAAGCACAGCAACUUCUCCAGCUUUGUGAGGCAGCUUAACACUUACGGUUUCAGAAAGAUAGACCCUGAUCAGUGGGAGUUUGCAAAUGAGGAUUUUAUACGAGGAGAAAAGCACCUCCUGAAGAACAUACACAGACGCAAGCCAGUAUAUAGCCAUUCGCCGCACAACCAAGGUAGCUCUUCAGGACCACUGUCGGAAGCUCAAAAGCAGGAUCUUGAAGAGGAGAUUGAGCGGCUUAAGCAAGAAAAGGCUAUGCUUGUGAAUGAGCUUCAGAAGAACGUGCACAAGCAGCAUGGAAUGGAGCACCAAAUGCAGUCCUUAGAGGAAAGAUUACAGGUCCUGGGAGACCGACAUAGAAAUUUGAUGGCCUUCUUGACACAGAUCGUGCAGGAGCCUUGGUUCCUGUCUAACCUUGUACAAGACUCUGAUCUUCUCAGCAAGAAGAGGCGAUUGCCAAAAAUCAAUUACUUCAAUGAGGACACUGCUAUGGAAGAUAAUCAAAUUGUCACUUUCCAGCAGCCCUUGGCAGGUGAAAAAUCAGGCUAUGCAUCUAUUCAGAUAUUUGACAUGGAGCCCUUUGAGAAGAUGGAGUCAUCGUUGAAUUCAUUGGAGAAUUUCUUCAGAGGUGUUAGUCAAACUUCCGGUGAUGACAUGUGCUAUGAUAGCAUUGUGGCUUGCCUUCCCACUGAUGUUCUUCUCACUGAAAUGAAUGCAUCAUCAGUGGAGACUGGUGCAAGUCUGCAAUCACUUUUGCCUAACUUAUAUCCUUCUUCACCUUGCCUGGGAGAUAUCCAUUCGUCUCCAGAGACAGCAGAAUGUAUGAGCCAUGUGGAAACUCCUGGUAUUCCUGCAGCUGAAAAUCAAACAGAUUCAAGGAUCAAGGUUGCUGAGAUAGAUGUUAAUUUAGAACCUGCAGCUACUGAGGUUGAUUCAUUGAGAGAUCAAGCAACCAGUACCACCACAUCUACCAUGCCCACUGGAGUAAAUGAUGUGUUUUGGGAACAAUUUCUUACAGAGAUACCAGAUUCUUCUGUUACUAAGGUAGUCCAGUUGAAAAGAAGAGAUUCAGAUGAUGAACAAAGUGAAGGAAAGAUAAGAGAGGUGGAAAACAUGUGUCGGAAUAGGAUAAAUGUUGAUCAUUUUGUAGAAAAGAUGGCGAAUCUUACUUCAGUAGAGAAAACCUGAUGUUAGAUUUCGUUUUUGGUGUUUCAUAUGUUAGGAUAUAUAUAUAUGUGAUUUGAUAGCGAAAUAUAACCCAUGGUAGAUAUGUAUGAUAAAGACACUCAGAUUUCAGUCCUGAAAUUUAUUUGCAUCCUCGGUUAGAAGUAACUUGUACUUUUCUUACUA